GCCUCUGACAGGGCAACGUUCCCUCAGUACAGCACUCACUUUACCUCCAACCUGCAGCCUGCGAGACACUCUUGUUUAGUGUCCAGCAAUGAAGGAGGGCAGCCAGCGACUGCUGGUACAGUUCAAAGAUGAGAGCGGGGAGACUCUGGGGGCACCUUUAGACGUUCCGGUUGACAUAACCCCAGACAAGUUGCAGCUCGUGUGCAAUGUUCUGUUGGCAAAGGAUGACCCCCCGCCGUUGGCAUUCUUUGUGCAUGAGACUGAGAUUGUCACCUCGCUGGAGAAGACACUGCAAGAGGAAAAGGUGGAAACGGAAAAUGUUAUCGACAUUAUUUACCAACCGCAGGCUGUGUUUCGGGUUCGGGCUGUGACGCGUUGUACCAGCUCUUUGGAAGGACAUGCUGAAGCGGUCAUUUCAGUGGCCUUCAGUCCAACUGGGAGGUAUCUAGCAAGUGGAUCAGGGGACACUACGGUGCGGUUCUGGGAUCUGUCAACAGAAACCCCUCAGUUCACAUGUAAAGGUCACAAGCACUGGGUAUUGAGCAUUGCCUGGUCCCCUGAUGGAAAAAAACUGGCUUCUGGGUGCAAGAAUAGUCAGAUAUUCCUGUGGGAUCCCAGGACAGGCAAUCAAAUUGGAAAGGUUCUGACAGGACACUCGAAAUGGAUUACAUAUCUUUGCUGGGAACCGCUGCACAUAAAUCCACAGUGUCGUUACCUGGCCAGUGCGUCCAAGGACUGCAGCAUCCGAAUCUGGGACACGAUGCUGGGACUCUGUGACAAGAUCCUGACGGGACACACGCAGUCGGUGACCUGUGUAAAAUGGGGCGGUGAUGGGCUCAUCUUUUCCUCCUCGCAGGACAGAACGAUAAAAGUGUGGAGGGCCCAAGACGGGGUUAUGUGCAGAACACUCCAGGGCCAUGCACACUGGGUAAACACAAUGGCACUCAGCACUGACUACGUCCUGCGAACUGGGUCCUUCGAACCAGCAGAAGCCACAAUUGUACCACAGGAGAGUGAUGAUUCCCUGGAAGAACUGAAGCAAAAGGCCCUGCAGAGAUAUCAACAAACCAGGGGUCAGGAGCAGGAGAGGCUGGUUUCGGGCUCGGACGACUUCACACUUUUCCUCUGGACUCCCGCAGAGGCUAAAAAGCCCGUGGCACGAUUGACAGGCCAUCAGGCUCUGAUCAAUGAAGUCUGUUUCUCCCCUGACACUCGGCUCAUUGCUAGUGCAUCGUUUGACAAAUCAGUGAAGUUAUGGGACAGCAGGACCGGCAAAUAUCUGGCAUCUCUCCGAGGUCACGUCUCAGCUGUGUAUCAGAUCGCGUGGUCAGCGGACAGUCGACUGUUGGCAAGCGGCAGUAGUGACAGCACAUUGAAGGUGUGGGAUGUGAAAACACGCAAGUUGUCUGUGGACCUUCCUGGCCAUGCAGAUGAGGUUUUUGCUGUUGAUUGGAGUCCUGAUGGGCAGAGAGUCGCGAGUGGAGGAAAAGAUAAAGUGCUGAGAAUCUGGAGGUGGUGAUUGUGUGGAAUAUUUUGAAGAAAUCAUGUUUGUUUUUCUUCCCUGGAAUGCACCUUUGCAAAACCAUCUCCAGUGAAACUUCCUUCACCACUGAAAAUGUACAUUGUCCAGCCAAGGAUUGGAGGUCACUGACCCACAAUGACUUAAAUAACCAAAGUACUUUUUUAAUUGUAUUGGACUCUAUGGGUUUUAUCAGUUUUCCUGGGAGUCACAAUUCCACAGUUUUAUAUAUUCCUUCGCUCUUUCUCCUCCCAGGACACCCUGGAUCAGUGGCCUUAUUAGCUAUGUGUGGUGUAUCUUAAUAGCCUUGCCAUGUGGGAGCCCCUUUAUCUCAUGUGGUAAUCAGCUGGAUACCUCUGUGAGGAUGUGAGGGGGCAAAUAGAAAAACAGAGCUCACAUAUUGGUGGUUUAUCAGUCUUUCAGCAUUUUAAUAAACAUCAUUGUACCAAAGAGAAGAUACACACUUCUCCUUGUGGUUGAAUCAACAUUGACCAGAAAUGCACAAGAAUCUCUAACUGCGGAGUUCCUCAUCUCCGUCAUAGCUUCCUUCUUUUAAAAAAAAAAUUCCCUGUCGUGUACAAUAACAACCUGUAUUUGCAUAGCCUCUUUGAACAUGGUUAAGAACUUCGGAAAAUCAAACUUACCCAACAAAAUCUAAUUUCUAUUUCCAAUCGUGGGGCCAACCAAAACUCGGGGCUGGUCAUGUCAGAUACUCACUCCGCACGGUGCCACAGGGCGGCAUGGUGGCUCAGUGGUUAGCACUACUGCCUCACAGUGCCAGGAACCCGGGUUCAAUUCCCACCUUGGGUGACUGUCUGUGUGGAGUUUGCGCAUUCUCCCCAUGUCUGUGUGAGUUUCCCCUGUGUGCUCCAGUUUCCUCCCACAAUCCAAAGAUGUGCAGGUUAGGUGAAUUGGCCAUGCUAAAUUGCCCGUAGUGUUCAGAGCUGUGUAGGUUAGGUGCAUUAGACAAAUAUAGAGUAGGGGAAUGGGUCUGAGUGGGUUGGUGUGGACUUGUUGGGCCGAAGGGCCUUUUUCCACACAAUAGGGAUUCUCAUUCUAAUUCUCCUAAUUCUAAAGUCCAUAAAGAAUUUGAGAGAAUUUUCUUUAUCCGUUCUGUGGAGUUGAUGUUUGGUGAGGUGGUUUUGGGAUGAGUGUUGAUGAAUUCCCGCUCCCCGGAGUUUUGACGUCAGCAGUCAGUGACUCAACCUUGUCUGACUGUAGGGGAGCUCAGUUGGGAGGGGUGGGGUGAAGGGAAUUCUGAGCUCAGCUUCUGCAGGAGUGUUUCUCAUCAGCACCCCUGCAAGGCCCACCUCCCCCACUGGGAUUACAGAGCCAGCUGAUCUCGGUGACAGCAGCAAGGUUUGUGAAAUCACAUCCCCGUUUUGGCCUGGUCCCUUAUGUCAUAUUGAUGGCUGUGUUACAACAAGGUAGCUCACCACCACAUUCUGAAGAGCAUGUAAACGGUGGGCAAUAAAUGCUGUCCCAGUCAGCAAUGCCUGUGUCCCAUGAGUAACAUAAAAACAAACGUGUGUUUAAAUUUCUGAAUGACCAGAAGAUUUGCUCUGUCUUGUAAUAGUUGCAAGGAUCUGGCGUCAGUAAAGGCCAUGCUUUUCUCUCCAACUUCAUUCUCUCGCUAACAAAGCAGCUUUGUGACCUUAGCCAUUACUGCUGUCUGGUUAACUUUCCUUCACUUGUUGGUGGGGUUUCAGCAUUGCUGGCUGGGCCCACCUGUAGUCCUGGAGAAGGUGGUGGCGAUCAAGACCAGGGACAGAAAAAUCCUGGCCUCCAAUGCAACUUCUCAACAUUGGAGUCCUGGACCCUAAUUGUUGGGCCCUGAUGUAUCCCUUCUCCUGAGACUGACCGCUAAGUUGUCCUCUUGGGACUGUUGCAGCCCUUGACGCAGAGGAACAACCUGUAGGGAGGGGCUCUAAGGACCUGGACCCAGUGAUCAUUCAAGGAACUGUACUAAAAUAGCUAGGGUUCUGUUGAUGUAAAAGAAAGAACUGUAGACAUUGGAAAUUUGAAACAAAAACAGAUUGCUGGAAAAACUCUGCAGGUCUGGCAGCAUCUGCGAAGAGAGAAAAAUGGAGUUAAUGUUUUGAGUCCAGUGGGCCUUUUUCACAACUGAGCUUUUCCAGCAGUUUGUUUUUGGGUAAUAUUAAUAUUUGACUCACUUUACUAUAGGGAAUAUUGUGGCACAGUGGAUGAAACUAACUGAACAUGUGGAGGUAACAAACCUUUUUGUCCUAGAAUGACGACAAUUAAUUACUCCACCCUCCCUGUGAUUUGGCUGCCUGUUGUAAAAACGUUACAGUAAUCACAUUGUAAAUUGAGAAUGGUGGGGUUGUUCUUCUGCAAAGCUCAAUUGGACCUAUUAUAUCACCAAAAAGUAUUAUCCUCAGAAGACUUCCAACAGACGGUUGAAAGCCAAGUUAAA
This is a messenger RNA of Hemiscyllium ocellatum (epaulette shark), 3956 nucleotides long. It is a transcript of the gene nle1, whose product is annotated as notchless homolog 1 (Drosophila). Gene Ontology annotation, cellular component: nucleolus. The record is from RefSeq and is a predicted model, not a curated record. The coding region runs from base 89 to 1519 and encodes 476 amino acids. Gene Ontology annotation, biological process: ribosomal large subunit assembly; Notch signaling pathway. NCBI's taxonomy places the organism in Eukaryota, Metazoa, Chordata, Chondrichthyes, Orectolobiformes, Hemiscylliidae. Gene Ontology annotation, molecular function: protein binding. The transcript is spliced from 13 exons.